Molecule: messenger RNA, 2138 nt
Organism: Ricinus communis (castor bean)
Lineage: Eukaryota; Viridiplantae; Streptophyta; Magnoliopsida; Malpighiales; Euphorbiaceae
Product: UPF0481 protein At3g47200
Exons: 2
Coding region: 672-1979 (435 amino acids)
Source: RefSeq, a predicted model, not a curated record
CUUUUUAUAUUGAACAAAUCUUUUGAUGGGAUUGAAUUAACUAUUUUUAUUAAAUUACUGGAUAAAUUGAUUAGAAAAUUAAAUUCUGAGAUAAUUACCCAUUAAUUCUAAAUCUAAAGGGCAAAUUGGCAUUUUAGCCAUAAUAUAUACGAAUACUGAAUUCUGGAUUAUGUUUGGAUAAAUCUCAAAGGUUUGCUAUAAUGCAGUUAGAAACCUCGCAACGGAAAAUAAUCCAAUUAGCAUUUGAUGUCUCUAAUUUGGGACAUUUGUUGAAAGUUUCAUGAUUCCUUAGUAAUUUGGGACCAUACACUGACAUUAAUUGGCCCUACCCCUAUGUAUAAAAUUUUGAGAAUUAAUAUAUUAAGUUACCAGUUUAUUUGAAUAAGCUUUGAGUUAUUAAACUUUGAUCACCAUAUUAUAUUUUAUUUAUCAAAAUAUAAGAUGAGCUGGUCUAUAUUUAUGGGUAGAAUUAAAUUAGAGAUCUCUUCCUAAAGACUCCAAGCUACUGUUGGGUGGUUUUUUUGGGACUAGUAAGCUUUACUUGACUGCAUAUUUGGGACAAUUUAAGUUCUUGUUGAACCAAGAAUUCAUCAGCCUUCAGGAUUUUAGAUCUGAUACAGUGACUAUAAAAUCUAACUGCUUACCUGCAUUCUCCAUAAAGAAUUAAGCAUAUGGAAACAGAACCAAAUCUCCCCACCAGCCACAACCAUGAAAAUGGAAAAACAUCUGAUCAUGUUAUUGCCAUCUCAACAGAGGCAAGUGAAUGGCUAGCUUCACUGGAAGAUAAGAUCAGCAAAAUGCCGAAAUUGCUGAACAAAACAGCCGGUAAGAGCUCUUGUUGUAUCUUCAGAGUUCCUAAAAGCCUUGCUCAAAUCAAUGAAAAGGCUUAUCAACCUCAUAUUGUGUCCAUUGGCCCCUAUCACCAUGGUAAUGAUCAAUUCCAGAUGAUUGAAGAACACAAAUGGCGAUUUCUUGGUGCUGUUCUUACUCGAACAAAAGCGAAAGACAUCAGCCUCGACGACUUCUUUAAAGCCAUAGCACCAAAGGAAGAAGAGAUUAGAGAGUGCUAUUCGGAGAAUAUUGGGUAUAGCAGCCAUCAGCUUAUUGAAAUGAUGAUUCUUGAUGGAUGUUUCAUUAUUGAGCUCUUGUGCAUUGUUGCAAGGCUGGAGAAUCAAAUCCCUUUCUUUGUUCUGGAAUCUUUGUUUGGACUAGUUUCAGUCACCCUGGACGACAGUAGUCGUUCCUUGACUGAACUAGCCUUGGAAUUCUUUGAUUAUGCAGUAGAAAGACCGGCAGAAUUUUUAGAUAGAUUCAAAGAUAAAAAAGGGAAACAUUUACUAGAUUUAUUUCGCUCAACUUUCAUUCCUCCACCCCAGGGAAAGCCUAACGAAGAUGCUUAUAGUCCAUUUCUUCAAUUGAUUCAAUCUGCCAAGAAGCUUCGUCUAAGUGGAAUCAAGUUCAAGCCAAAGAGAACUGACAGCUUCCUCGACAUUAGUUUCAGUCACGGAGUCCUAAGAAUUCCACCAUUAACAGUUGAUGAUUUCACCAGCUCUUUCUUGCUCAAUUGUGUUGCGUUUGAGCAGUGUUAUAAACAUUGCUCUAAGCACAUUACUAGUUAUGUUACUUUCAUGGGUUGCCUAAUCAACACGCCUGCCGAUGCUGGCUACUUGAGUGAUCACAGGAUUAUUGAGAAUUACUUUGGAACUGAUGACGAAGUUGCUAAAUUCUUCAAUGAUGUUGGCAAGGAUAUUACUUUUGAUAUCCAAAGGAGUUAUUUAUCCAAGUUGUUCAAGGAUGUUAACAAAUAUUACAGGAACAAUUUUCAUAUCAAAUGGGCAGGAUUCAAGCAUACUUAUUUCGACAGUCCAUGGUCAUUUAUGUCUGCAAUGGCUGCACUUAUCCUCCUCCUGCUCACCAUCAUUCAGGCCUUCUUUGCUGUCUAUCCAUAUGCAAGUCCUUCUCACAAACAAAGCAAUUGAAUGGUUUUAGUUAGUAAUGGGCAGGUAAUUCGGAAAAUUGUUUGAAGGGGAAAGCCUCAUGGAUUCAAAUUUACCUUGAUGAUAACCUGCUCUCCUUUUAAAGAAUUUGUGAAGCAUAAUAAAGAGCUGGCUAUUUGAUGGAUGUUUUGCCAAUACAAA